AUGGAUCGUCCAACAUCAACCGCAAUAAAUAAAGCAACGGAAUAUGAUAAACUACAACAAAUCUUAGAUAAAGUACGAGAUUUAAAACAAUCAUUAGCUAAUUUUUUUACAGAAUAUGAACAUGGUCAGCCAUCAUGGCCAACAAUUCUCGAUCAAAUGAAUGUUUUAUCUUCUCAAAUAACAACAUUACGUACAUCAGUACGUCAUAUUUUACCAUUAUUACGUACAAAUUCUAUUAUGCCAAUGUGUUUAUCACCUGAAAAUGAUCUUACUGUUGAACAAUUAACUGAAAGACGUUUAUCAAUAUUUAAUCAUGAUUUUAUGCCACAAUUAUUACGUACAAAAAAUUUACCUGAAAUUGAAGAACGUGAACGUUUAUUAAAUACAAAUUUAACUACUAAUAAUAAUAAUAAUAGUAAUCCAAUGGGUCGUUCAAUGCCAGCACCAAAUGAAAUUCAUACACGUGUACAAGAAUUAAAUUUAUACUUAGAUCAUGUUACGGCUUUACUUCGUCAAACAAAAGAUGUAACAGAUAAAAGUGAAAAACAAUUUGAUUUACAACGUUUUACAAAUCAAAGUGAUACAAAACGUUUAUUAGAUGCAAUGAAUUAUGGUAUUGGUCUUAAAGCACCUGAUACAUCAUCAUCACCUAUAACAACAAAUGAACAAGCGAAUAUGAAUCAACAAAUGUCAACACAACCACCAAGACAACAAGCACCAACUCUUAGAAUAAAAACUGUUUCAAAAUCGAAUCGAUGA
Molecule: messenger RNA, 759 nt
Organism: Adineta steineri
Lineage: Eukaryota; Metazoa; Rotifera; Eurotatoria; Adinetida; Adinetidae
Source: the annotation of a GenBank genome assembly